CGAGAAAGCACUGCGCGCAUCUGGUGGAAAAAAUACCAAGAAGAUCCUGAUUCAUUUGUUCUCGGCAAGAGCACCAAUCGCCAGAACAGACCGAAACCACAGCUUCAGGAUACACAUAAGGAAUGCUUGAAACAACUUUACGACGAGAAUCCUAAUGCCUAUAUCCAGGACGCUGUUGAAAUGCUUACAAGCAAGUUCGAAGGCCUGAGAUAAAAAAAAGUCAAGAGCAUGAGGAACGAAUGUAGCUUGACUUUCAAGCAAACGACUCCCUGGUCUGAGGCAAGAACGAGUUCGAGCACUAUUAAGAAACGUUACAAUUGGGUUGGUGAAUAGAGUCUAACGGACAUGGAAUAUUCCCUAAAUUGCGUGUUUAUUGAUGAAGCCGGCUUUGACAUUAAUAUGAGGUAAAGCAGAGCAUGGGCACCAAGGGGCCCAAGGGCAGUAACUACUACAUCUACGACAAAAGCCCCCACUCAUACCAUUCUUGGUGCUAUUUCAGCAGUUGGUGUUAUAAAUUUGAAUAUACGUAUUCCAAGACAGCCACCAAAAGUGAGAAAAAUUCAAGGUAAGGAGGUAGUCCGAAAGUAGAUUGGGAUUUGUCUAGCGCAGCGGGCAAAGCCCAUAUAAAGAGUAAGAGGCAACUUAGUAGUUACCCAUGUACCUAUAACUAGUUCUAACCAGGCGAAGCGUGGUUGCUUUUUAAACUAUACG
Mycotypha africana is the source of this 711-nucleotide messenger RNA. RefSeq lists its product as uncharacterized. The annotation marks the transcript as partial. The transcript has a single exon. NCBI's taxonomy places the organism in Eukaryota, Fungi, Mucoromycota, Mucoromycetes, Mucorales, Mycotyphaceae. The record is from RefSeq and is a predicted model, not a curated record.